CAAAUUCUAUCUUGGCAUAACAGUAUGAUGGAUCUAUACGAUGCCUUGCUUCUUUCGACCCUACUUUCUAAAAAAAAGAAUAUGCGUGCACAUCCAUCACUUUUAUAGUACCUCUUUGCACUUGCGCACACACUGACAGUAAACGUUCCUGAAGAGAAACCUUUCUGAACGGUGGUGGAGGAGAUCUCCGCUUUGCAAAAAGCUAUUUUUUUUUUCAUCGGGCUGAUUUUUUUUGGUACACCACCGGCACCCCCCCCCUCGAGCUCUGCUUACUCUAUCUCAUCUUGUGCAUUUAUGCCGUCCGCGCUCCAAACAGCAUGUAACCCGUUUAGUCAUGCCAAUAGUAAUGCACACCAUUAUUCACGCUGGCAUCCACUCUUUGCAUGUGUGAAAUGCUUUUACGAUGGUUUCAUACGGCACCAAGGACCUUUGGAACAACGUCGUCGGCCUUGCAGCAAUAUGGCACGUUCUAUGUACAAUCUACAACGCGUCAUUGAUCAAGUUAUGCAGAACCAAUUAGCACUUGAACAACUUGAACAUGGCCUUGAUGAUCCUGCUACUACUACUACCGCCCUGGAGGGGGGACAGCGAGGACGACGACGUGAUGAAGCAGUAAUGACAGUGACGCCAUGGUCUGCCGUGGAAGACCCAGUAGAAAAAGUUCAUUACGAUACUUCCAGACAUAGUAAUAGUACUGACGCCGAAAAGCAACAACAAAAGCUGGUGGAACUGUUGCAAGCAGAACAUGAGCAGGAGCUACAACGACUGACGGAACAACAUGAAGCUGCGUUCAGUCGGCUGACACGACAACACGAGGAAGCUACGAGACGCUUACGGCGAGAGCAGCAGCAGGCGUUGGAUCGAAUCGAACAGCACUACAAGGACCAGCUGACUGAACAAGAAGAGAUGCAUCAAUCACGGAUCCAUACGGUAGAACAACAAUUGGCCAAUGAGGUGCUACGUAAAAAACAGUUGGAUUUACUGGUUCGAGAGAAUGGUGACGAGAUCAAGCGGAUCAUGACCGAGCUCGUGGACCAACAAGAUCAAGUAGUGGCAUUGGAAACAAAACUGGCGUACCGUCCUCCGGUGCGUCAUGCUUUCGUACAAACGGAGCAAGAAGAGAAAGAAGCUUCUGUACAAGUGAACGACGCUGACGUAAAUGACGCUGGUCAAAAACACAAAGAUGCUAUCGAACAGCAGCAACAACAACACAUACAACAAUUGCAAGAAGAAUUACUAGAACAGGAAGAACGAUGGCAAGACAAAUUGACGUAUUAUCGGAACCAAGUGGAAAUCCGGAUGCAGCAAUUCUAUGAGCAAGAGUACAUGGUGACACGAUUGCAAGAGCAUUUGCAGAUCAUCAAAGAACAGUUGGAUAAAAGAAAGAAGCAAAAUACAAUACGCGAGCACCGGUUACUGGACAUGAUGGAUCUGGUACAACAGUUACGGGAAGAAAAGGACGAGUUGGCUUCCCAAAUAAUGUAUUAUCGACAGCAACAACGAAAAGAAGGAUGGGGAGAGGAAAAGCAUCAACGUCAUCGUGAUAAUAGUAGUAAUGGCAAUGGUGCUCGUAAAAAUAGAAAUGGAAUGCAACAUCAAGGAACAACAACAACAACAACAACAGUUGCUACAGUGCCAUGUACUACCUAGUGCCUUUUCUUUUAAUCUGACAAAUAAAUGGUUUCG
This is a messenger RNA of Zychaea mexicana, 1686 nucleotides long. RefSeq lists its product as uncharacterized. Bases 295 to 1650 code for a protein of 451 amino acids. The record is from RefSeq and is a predicted model, not a curated record. Lineage: Eukaryota; Fungi; Mucoromycota; Mucoromycetes; Mucorales; Lichtheimiaceae. The transcript has a single exon.